ACCAUGUGGUCCCGCCUUGAUGUGGUGACAUACUUCAGGAGUCCUCAGUGCACUGAGCUUUAACCUGUCAGAAUUUGACCAGACAAGUUUCUUCUGCUGCAGACACCUCCUCAUCUGACUGACCAACUCUGAGAAAGGCUAGUCUCAAGACAAGGAUGGAGAAAAUUUAUACAACAGAAUUCUAUCAUGGAAAUGACUCUCUGUAUGACUACGAGGAUGACUACGAGGAUGACUACGAGGAUGACUAUGAGUAUGACUACGAGGCAUUUGCUAAGCUGAGACAGUCUCUUAACACCAUGUCUCUCACUGGUUACUGCCUGGUCUUCGUUCUUGGCGUGCUCGGUAAUGGAGUGGUUAUCUGGGUGACCGGGUUCAAGAUGAAGAAAACAGUUAACACAGUUUGGUUCCUCAACCUCGCUGUGGCCGACUUCCUCCUCACAGCAUUCCUGCCUCUGGCUGUGACAUACACAGCCAUGGAUUUCCACUGGCCUUUUGGUAACUUCAUGUGCAAACUGAACAGCACCAUAAACUCUCUGAACAUGUUUGCCAGUGUCUACACCCUGAUGGUGAUCAGUGUGGACAGAUGUGUGUCUGUGGUGUGGCCAGUCUGGGCCCAGAACCACCGAAAUGUACGCAGGGCGUCGUACGUCUGUCUGGGUGUUUGGGUCCUGUCUCUGAUUCUCAGCGUUCCAAACUUCAUCUUCACGGACACUGAAGAAGAAGAAGAAAUGAUCUUUUGCUUCACCAACUUCGCUCUGUCAGAUGAUUAUGAAACAGAAUCUGUGCAACAGUUACGAAGCUUUCGUCAUCAGGCUGUGAUCAUCACCCGCUUCAUCCUGGGAUUUGUUGUCCCCUUCACUGUCAUUGUCUCCUGCUAUGCUGUGAUAAUCCAUCAUCUGAGGAGGAACCGCACCCUGGCCAACCAGUCAAGUCGACCCUUUAAGAUCAUCGCUGCCGUCAUCACCACUUUUCUCCUGUGCUGGGCUCCUUUUCACAUCCUGACUCUAAUUGAGAUGGUGGCUUACACAACUGAACAUUCAAAUGAAACAUUAUUCUAUGUCACUGCUGUCGGUGUCCGUGUAGCCACCAGCCUGGCGCUUCUCAACAUUUGCCUGAACCCCCUGCUGUAUGUGUUCCUCGGCCAAGAUUUCAAGCAUAUAGUUCGCAAAUCUAUCCUGAGGGUUCUGGAGACUGCCUUCCAGGAGGAGGGGACACGCCCUCAUACCAACACAGAGUCACUGUUCACUAGUCGCAGUAAAGAGCAGUCUGUUAUUGAUGCUGAAGUAUAAGGUUGCCCAUGAUAUGAAUAAUCAAAUAUUCUAACUGUACAUGACAAGUAACUUUUAUUUUAUUGGAAAUAGCCUUCCAUUAAGAGGCUAUUUUGUCCAUUUGUGGCUAUAUAUGUCAGCAAAGAAAAACAAACAGCCUAGUUAUUUAAAUUACAUAACUGGCUCAUAACUUAAACGAAAUAGUAAUUCAAUCAGUUUGACAAAGAACCUUUCUUGUCAUUAAUUAUAGAAAACUGUAAACUUUAUGGAACAGAAUGUAGAAGCUACAGUGUGAAGUAUUAUUUCUGAACCACUGCACAAACAGGCUUACAGCAAGUUAAUUUUGACAGCACCAGCUACCCCACUUUCACCUUGAGUCCUACACAACCCAACUUCCUCUACCAUCCAGACAUGAGAAAUGCUGGACACAGGAACAUGACAGUCCCCACAAUACCAUCUUUUUCUUGACCUGCACCAUUUUCAUGAUUUCAGUUUUGCUAUGACAUUUCCUCUUUUGGUCUAUUCAGUCAGUUUCUCACAGUAAAUCACCCUGAAAUGUUUCUUAUGAUCCACUGAGUACAUGGAUGCUAUUGUUCUUCAUUACCACCUGUUAUAUAGAUAUGCCAUGGAACAUUAUAAAAGUAAAUUGUGAUUCCAACAUAUUUACCACAUACUUAGCUAAACAUACGAUUUAUCUUUACUGUAAGGAAUGGCUAAUGUAAGCAUAAUAAAUACAUGUAGUAUUGUAAGUACGUUGUAGUUUUGUUUUGUUUUGUUUUUGACUGGAUAAAGUUGUUUAUUAAUAUAGACUUUCCUCAUGAUAUUCCUUGGCCAGAAGAGGGAUCUGUUUUACAUGUGGGAACCUGCUCAGUCAUUUGUUAUUAUGUAUAAAUAUUUUUAUAGGAUUAUCAAUAAAUCAUCCUGUAUUACUAUGAUAAA
Molecule: messenger RNA, 2207 nt
Organism: Toxotes jaculatrix (banded archerfish)
Lineage: Eukaryota; Metazoa; Chordata; Actinopteri; Toxotidae
Product: chemokine-like receptor 1
Exons: 2
Coding region: 156-1289 (377 amino acids)
Biological process (GO): positive regulation of cytosolic calcium ion concentration; phospholipase C-activating G protein-coupled receptor signaling pathway; complement receptor mediated signaling pathway
Cellular component (GO): plasma membrane
Molecular function (GO): G protein-coupled receptor activity; complement receptor activity
Source: RefSeq, a predicted model, not a curated record